GCUCUCCUUGCGGCAUCUGCGUGCACGUGCUUUUGCAAAUGCAUCGUGCUUACGAACUUCGUGUUUUCUGCAGACUACCCGUCCCUUAGUUACGGCGCUUCGCACCUGCCGAUCAAGAUAAACGACGCGAAUCAUGGCUCAUGUGGAGCGAAUGCGAACGCAUGUUCACCUGCGUGAACAUGACUUGCUUCACACUGAAACUGUUGACCAUUGCGGUGCCAGACCUGGCGUAGAUGACAGCUGGGAUUUCGAUAAGUUUGUUAAGAAGUUCCGUGUUGGAAUCAUCUCCUUGGACGACACGACCAUAGAGUUUGACUUGGUUGGCCUCAACCCGGCAAUUGCCAAUGCCAUUCGCAGGAUACUGCUCGCAGAGGUGCCGACAAUGGCGCCCGACAAAGUGUACCUGUACAACAACACGGGCAUCAUUCAGGACGAGGUGCUGGCCCACCGGAUUGGCCUGGUGCCUUUCAACAUUGAUCCCCGGAUGUUUGAAUACAGAGAAAGCGAAAGCGAUGGUUCUCCCGAGGACACAGUCGAGUUUGAGCUGAAAGUCAAGUGCACCAAAAAUCCGCAAGCUCCAAAGGAUGCGACCACACCCGACGAACUCUACAGGGAUCACCUCGUGUACACAAAGCACCUCACCUGGGUACCCCUUGGAUCGCAAGCAGAAAUUUUUGGGAACAAGCCACCGAAGCCCGUGCACGACGACAUCAUCCUAGCAAAGCUUAGACCUGGCCAGGAGAUUGACUUGAAGCUGCACUGCGUCAAAGGUACAGGCCAGGUUCAUGCGAAGUUCUCCCCUGUCGCCACGGCGUCUUACCGCCUCCUUCCGGAGAUACGACUUCUACGGCCAGUGCGGGAUGAACAGGCAGAGCGGCUUCAGGGCUGCUUCUCCAAAGGAGUCAUCGAGUUGGACGACGACACGGACGGUCACAAAGUGGCCAGGGUUGCCAACGCGAGGGCUGACACCUGCAGCCGCAACGUGUUUCGAUUCGACGACCUCAAGGAUGCUGUCGAACUGUCACGGGUCAAGGACCACUACAUCUUUUCUGUGGAAUCAACGGGUGCCUAUGCACCCGACACUCUCGUCACGGAGGCCAUCAAAGUGCUCAUGGCCAAGUGCCAGAUGUUCUUGGAUGAACUGGAACAUGUGCAGGACUCAUGACUGACUGUUUGUGGAUCACAUUACAGCUGGGGAUGUUUGUCCCUAUCUAUCAUCGAGGGUCGUUGGUUGUAAUAAACAAGGACUGGUACCCAAUGCCUAAAAAAUGUCUG
Messenger RNA from Rhipicephalus sanguineus (brown dog tick), 1275 nucleotides. RefSeq names its product DNA-directed RNA polymerases I and III subunit RPAC1 (gene Polr1C). Gene Ontology annotation, biological process: DNA-templated transcription. The transcript has 11 exons. Gene Ontology annotation, molecular function: protein dimerization activity. Gene Ontology annotation, cellular component: RNA polymerase III complex; RNA polymerase I complex. The record is from RefSeq and is a predicted model, not a curated record. The coding region runs from base 134 to 1165 and encodes 343 amino acids. Lineage: Eukaryota; Metazoa; Arthropoda; Arachnida; Ixodida; Ixodidae.